AUGUCUAAGAAUAGCAGCAUGAAUAAUAAUAACAGGUCGCAAGAAUCAAACAACAUGUACGUACAAACCACUGGAGGUGGUAAGAACACUCCGAAGCAAAUUCACGUUGCGCACAGACGUUCUCAAAGUGAAUUGACUAAUUUGAUGAUUGAACAGUUCACUUUGCAAAAACAACUGGAACAAGUCCAGGCACAACAACAACAAUUAAUAGCCCAGCAGCAGCAACUGGCGCAACAAACAGGUCAAUACCUUUCAGGGAAUUCUGGUUCAGGGAAUCAUUUUACUCCGCAGCCUCCUCAGCCACAUUACAACUCGAACAGUAAUUCGCCCAAUAUGAGUGCAAGUGGCAGCAGAAGUAGAACUCACUCCAGGAACAACUCCGGAUAUUAUCAUGGUUCUCAUGAUAACAAUGGCAACAACAAUCCUGGAUCUAACUCACACAGGAAGACCAGUUCACAAUCCAGUAUUUACGGUCAUUCCAGAAGACAUUCUUUAGGUCUAAAUGAAGCUAAAAAGGCUGCCGCUGAAGAACAGGCUAAAAGGAUAUCUGGCGGUGAGGCAGGCGUGACUGUGAAAAUAGAUUCUGUUCAGCCGGAUAACAGUUCAGGUUCCACCGCAGAGCAAUCUGAAUUCAAAUUUCCCCCACCACCUAGUACCAAUCAGGGACACCGCCGCGCAACUUCAAAUCUAUCGCCACCCUCUUUUAAAUUUCCCCCAAAUUCUCACGGUGACAAUGACGAUGAAUUCAUAGCUACUUCUUCGACGCAUCGCCGUUCAAAGACAAGAAACAAUGAAUAUUCACCAGGCAUCAAUUCUAACUGGAGAAAUCAAUCCCAGCAGUCUCAACAGCAGCUCUCUCCUUUUCGUCACAGAGGUUCCAAUUCAAGGGAUUAUAAUUCUUUCAACACUUUAGAACCACCCGCAAUAUUUCAACAGGGCCACAAACACCGUGCUUCUAAUUCAUCUGUCCAUAGUUUUAGCUCUCAGGGCAACAACAAUGGUGGUGGUGGUGGACGUAAAUCCCUAUUUGCUCCUUAUCUCCCCCAAGCUAAUAUUCCAGAGUUAAUUCAGGAAGGAAGAUUGGUAGCUGGUAUUUUAAGAGUUAACAAGAAAAACAGAUCCGAUGCUUGGGUUUCUACAGAUGGUGCCCUUGACGCCGACAUCUACAUUUGCGGUUCCAAAGACCGUAAUAGAGCCCUCGAAGGUGAUUUAGUCGCGGUUGAGUUAUUAGUCGUAGAUGACGUUUGGGAAUCAAAGAAAGAAAAGGAAGAAAAGAAAAGGAGGAAAGAUGCUUCUAUGCAACAUGAUAUAAUUCCUUUGAAUAGCAGUGACGACUACCACAACGAUGCAUCCGCCACUGCCGCAACAAGCAAUAAUUUUCUAUCUUCUCCUUCCUCAUCUGACUCUCUAAACAGAGACGAUUCGUCCGUCAGAAGAAAUAGAUCAUCAACAAUCAAUAACGAUAGUGAUGCUUUAUCAUCUCCUACUAAAACGGGAGUAAAGAGAAGAAGUUCGUUGAAACAACGUCCAACUCAAAAGAAAAAUGACGAUGUUGAAGUUGAAGGCCAGUCCUUGUUGUUAGUUGAGGAGGAGGAGAUUAAUGAUAAGUACAAGCCUCUUUACGCGGGCCAUGUCGUUGCCGUUUUGGAUCGUAUCCCCGGUCAAUUAUUUAGUGGGACACUGGGAUUAUUGAGACCAUCUCAACAAGCUAACAAUGACAAUAAUAAACCACCACAGAGCCCAAAGAUUGCCUGGUUCAAGCCUACUGAUAAGAAGGUUCCACUAAUCGCAAUUCCAACAGAAUUGGCCCCGAAGGACUUUGUAGAGAAUGCAGAUAAAUAUUCAGAGAAACUAUUUGUUGCUUCUAUCAAACGUUGGCCAAUCACAUCUUUGCAUCCGUUUGGUAUUUUGGUUUCUGAACUUGGGGAUAUCCACGAUCCAAAUACUGAAAUUGAUUCUAUUUUAAGAGAUAAUAAUUUCCUUUCAAAUGAAUACUUGGACCAAAAAAAUCCGCAAAAAGAAAAGUCAAGCUUCCAACCGCUACCACUGACAGUUGAAAGUUUGGAAAAUAGAAAGAAUUUCACAGACGCUAAUGAAUACAAUAUCCUUGCGAUUUCAGAACUUGGAUGGGUCUCGGAAUUCGCAUUGCAUGUUAAAAAUAAUGGGGAUGGGACUCUAGAGCUAGGCUGUCACAUUGUUGAUGUAACUAGUCAUAUUGAAGAAGGCUCCUCUGUUGAUAGACGUGCAAGAAAGAGGUCAUCCGCGGUAUUUAUGCCCCAGAAACUUGUCAAUUUGUUGCCACAAUCUUUCAAUGAUGAACUAUCACUCGCACCUGGUAAGGAAUCUGCCACUAUAUCUGUCGUAUAUACUCUAGAUUCUUCUACAUUGAGAAUUAAAACUACUUGGGUAGGCGAAUCCAUAAUCUCUCCAUUGAGUGUCCUAUCUUUGGAACAAUUGAACGAAAAGUUAUCAAUCGGAAACUCUGAUAGUUACCUUUCUUCCGUACAGGAAAUCGCAAGAUCAUUUUAUGCUAGGAGAAUAAAUGAUCCUGAAGCCAAAUUGCUUCCUACACUCUCACUACUGGAAAGUUCAGAUGACGAAAAGGUCAAAGUUGACUUGAACAUCUUAGACAGAACUCUAGGUUUUGUUGUCAUAAAUGAAAUCAAAAGAAAAGUUAAUGCGACUGUGGCAGAGAGAAUCUAUACCAAGCUUGGUGACUUGGCCCUUUUAAGAAGACAAAUGCAGCCCAUUGCAACCAAGAUGGCAUCAUUCAGGAAGAAAAUUCAAAACUUCGGCUAUGAUUUUGAUGUCAGUACGGCCGAUGAAUUAAUUAAAGCAGUUUUAAAAAUUAAAGAUGAUGAUGUAAGAGUUGGAAUUGAAAUUCUACUGUUUAAGACUAUGCCAAGAGCCAGAUACUUUAUUGCCGGGAAAGUUGAUCCAGACCAAUAUGGUCAUUAUGCUUUAAACCUACCUAUUUACACGCAUUUCACAGCACCAAUGAGAAGAUAUGCUGACCAUGUGGUUCACAGGCAGUUGAAAUCUGUUAUUCACGAUGUUCCGUAUACUGAAGAUAUGGAGGCUUUGAAGAUUACAUCUGAGUACUGUAAUUUCAAGAAAGACUGUGCUUACCAAGCCCAGGAACAAGCCAUUCACCUACUGCUAUGUAAAACAAUCAACGACAUGGGUAACACUACAGGUCAAUUGUUAACGGUUGCCACUGUGUUACAAGUCUACGAGUCUUCCUUUGAUGUUUUUAUCCCAGAAUUUGGCAUUGAAAAAAGGGUUCAUGGUGACCAACUACCAUUGAUCAAAGCUGAGUUCGACGGCACCAAUCGUGUUUUAGAAUUGCAUUGGCAGCCUGGCGUGGACAGCGCCACCUUUAUUCCACCUGAUGAGAAAAAUCCAAAAUCCUAUAGGAAUUCCAUCAAGAACAAAUUCAGAUCUACAGCCGCUGAAAUUGCUAACAUUGAACUCGAUAAAGAAGCUGAGGCGCAAUCACUGAUCAGCGAUCCACUAAGUAGGGAACUUAGCGACUUGCAUCUAACGGUACCAAGCUUAAGGUUACCGUCUGCGGGCAAUACCAAGCAGAAUGCUCUGGAUAAAUUCAUUUCUACUACUGAAACGAGAAUCGAAAAUGAUAAUUAUAUACAAGAAAUACACGAACUGCAAAAGAUCCCUAUUUUAUUGAGAGCUGAAAUAGGGAUGGCUUUGCCAUGUUUAACCGUCCGUGCAUUAAAUCCAUUUAUGAGGAGAGAAUAG
Saccharomyces kudriavzevii IFO 1802 is the source of this 3759-nucleotide messenger RNA. RefSeq names its product mRNA-binding translational repressor SSD1 (gene SSD1). Gene Ontology annotation, cellular component: P-body; exosome (RNase complex). Bases 1 to 3759 code for a protein of 1252 amino acids. Gene Ontology annotation, biological process: mRNA catabolic process. NCBI's taxonomy places the organism in Eukaryota, Fungi, Ascomycota, Saccharomycetes, Saccharomycetales, Saccharomycetaceae. The record is from RefSeq and is a predicted model, not a curated record. The transcript has a single exon. Gene Ontology annotation, molecular function: 3'-5'-RNA exonuclease activity; RNA binding.